AUGGACUCUCCCCCUAUCACUCGCGUCGUCACAGGCCACCGCCUAGACGGCCCGGCAACUGUCACCCGCCUGGACGCCCCCCUACCACAGCCAGCCGGUUUCGGCAUCAACAUCGCCAGGCUCUGGUCAACAGCAGAGCAUCCAGCCAGCAUCAAUUCAGACAAUGACAAAGCCCUGCACAACUGGGGCCUAUCUCCCCCAGGGACAAUCUUCAACGCCGUCGAUUUCCCUCCGCGGACCAAGACGCCUCUGCACCGCAGCCUGACCGUCGACUAUCUGUUUCUGCACCGGGGCACGCUGGUGCUUCACCUCGAUGAUGGGUCCAGGUCAACUCUGAAGGAGGGCGACGUUGCUGUGGUCCAGGCAGGGAUGCACAGUUGGGAGAACCCGACCGAUGAGACGGCGCGGGCGGUGUCGGUCAUGGUGGCGGCCGAGGCGCCUAUUGUUGCAGGCAAGACGCUUGAGGCGGAGGUUUCGGAUGCGAAUCCUUGA
This is a messenger RNA of Fusarium keratoplasticum, 492 nucleotides long. Its product is annotated as Cupin-2 domain-containing protein. The coding region runs from base 1 to 492 and encodes 163 amino acids. The transcript has a single exon. Lineage: Eukaryota; Fungi; Ascomycota; Sordariomycetes; Hypocreales; Nectriaceae. The record is from RefSeq and is a predicted model, not a curated record.